AUGUAUAGUAUUAAGUAUAAGAGAGGAAAGCCAUUAAAACACACGAAUGUUAAAGAUAAAAAGCUGCGUCAUAACCUUAAAACAAUUGAAAAACGUAUCAAAUCUUCUCAAAAAAAUGCAGAAAUAUUUGAUAUGAUGAAGUCCUCUACUGUAGGUUAUCUUGAGGCUGAAGGAAUGGAGAAAACUUAUAAAAUUACUCAAUCGCAACUAAAGGAAAAAAUUGAUUUAAUUACUUGUCAAAAGGGGUUUGAUUUGAAACUUCCAACAUUUGGCCCAUACGUUUUUGAUUAUACUAGAAAUGGGAGAUAUAUUUUAUUAGGAGGUAAAAAGGGACAUAUUGCAUCAUUUGACUGGAAAAGUGGGAAAUUGAGUACAGAGUUUCAUUUAAAAGAAUCUGUUAGAGAUGUCAAAUGGCUUCAUAAUGAAAAACUUUUUGUUGUUGCGCAAAAAAAGUAUGUUUACAUGUACGAUAAUACAGGAUUAGAAGUGCAUUGUUUGAAACGCCACAUUGAUAUAUAUUCUAUGGAAUUUUUACCAUAUCAUUAUCUUUUAACAACUAUUGGAGGGGCGGGUUAUUUGAAGUACCAAGAUAUUUCAACAGGAGUUAUUGUUGCUGAAUAUCCUACAAAACUUGGACCUGCUAAAGUUAUGGCUCAAAAUCCUUAUAAUUCAAUUAUUCAUAUUGGACAUUCUAACGGUGUUGUCACUUUAUGGUCUCCAAAUUUAUCUACACCUCUAGUUAAAAUGCUAGUUCACAGGGGUCCUGUCUAUUCACUUGCUAUAGAUCGUGAAGGAAGGUAUAUGGCGUCUUCAGGUGCUGAUAGACAAGUAAAAAUAUGGGAUAUCAGAAGUUGGAAGGAAGUACAUUCUUAUUUUUCUCCAACUCCAGCUGCUACUUUACAUAUAAGCGAUACAGGAAUGCUUGCAGUAGGAUGGAGUUCACAUGUUAGCCUUUGGAAAGAUGCCUUACAAAAAAAACAAAAUUCACCAUAUAUGACACAUCUUAGUCCUGGGUCUUUUGUUAAGCGCGUUAAGUUCUGUCCAUAUGAGGAUAUUUUGGGUUUUGGACAUGCUAAGGGAUUUUCAAAUCUUAUUAUUCCAGGAUCUGGAGAACCUUCUUACGAUGCAUAUGAAGUGAAUCCUUAUGAAACAAAGAAACAGCGUAGAGAAAAAGAAAUUAUUGGUUUACUUGAAAAAUUACAGCCAGAAAUGAUUACCCUAGAUCCUAAUUAUAUUGGAAAUGUAGAUACUGUUAGUCUAGAAGUUAGGGAAAAAGAAGCUUUGGAAUCAAAACAACCUGAAGAAAAGUGGGUUCCUAAGCCUAAAACACGUGGAAAAAAUUCUUCUUUACGAAGGUAUUUACGUAAAAAAGCCAAAAAUAUAAUAGAUGAGAGAAAACUUCGUGUAAAGGCUGCUCUUGAGAAAGAAAAGAAAUUACGACAGGCAUAUUUGAGAAAGCGGCGUGGAUUGCCAGAAGAGAAACUUUUAGGACCUGCAUUAUCAAGAUUUGUUACAAAAUCAGUGACUUAUUGA
Molecule: messenger RNA, 1533 nt
Organism: Pneumocystis jirovecii RU7
Lineage: Eukaryota; Fungi; Ascomycota; Pneumocystomycetes; Pneumocystales; Pneumocystaceae
Exons: 8
Coding region: 1-1533 (510 amino acids)
Biological process (GO): maturation of SSU-rRNA from tricistronic rRNA transcript (SSU-rRNA, 5.8S rRNA, LSU-rRNA)
Cellular component (GO): 90S preribosome; nucleolus; small-subunit processome
Molecular function (GO): protein binding
Source: RefSeq, a predicted model, not a curated record